Messenger RNA from Drosophila ficusphila, 3358 nucleotides. RefSeq names its product putative mediator of RNA polymerase II transcription subunit 12 (gene Ccdc85). Bases 836 to 2809 code for a protein of 657 amino acids. The transcript has 4 exons. The record is from RefSeq and is a predicted model, not a curated record. NCBI's taxonomy places the organism in Eukaryota, Metazoa, Arthropoda, Insecta, Diptera, Drosophilidae.
AAUACUUCGUUGCUUUGCUAGCGAUCGUUCGUUGCGUUGUUAAAAAACAUAAAGCUGCAGAUCGCCGGGAGAAUAUCGCUUUAAAUUCAAAUUUCUGUAAACCGUUUACUGCAAUUAUGUUACAUCUUUCGCCACUAUGGUUGUGAGAUCAUCGCGUCGUUGAAGUGCAAUCCCAGUCUUGGUCGAAAAUUGGUUAAUGUUUUUUGCCUUAAGUAGUGUGGAGAAAUGUAAGGAACACCGGCUGAAACCGCCUUUUUCGGGCUUCAGCGAUGCGAAAAUAGUUCGCUAAAACGCAAAAGGCGACGCGUCUUUUUGGCUCUCUAAAAGGGCAGGCUGGAAAACUCGAAAACUGGGGCCAAUAAAAGAUACAUACAAGAAAAAUAAGCGAGUGCGCGAAAUCGACUGCGUGUGCGCUGCGAGUGUGUUCGUGUACGAGCAAAAAACAAAAAGAGGAAAAACAAAAAUAAACAAAUAAAACUAGUGUGAAGAAUAAUUUGCGCUGUUUAAACAAUUAGCCGCAAAACAAACGCCGGAGUGAGUGCCUGUGUGUGUGUAUCUGAAUCUGUAUUUGCAUCUGUAUCCGUAUCUGUAUCCCUGGAAUGCGCAGUUGCGCAUGCGCAAAUAUUUGUGAUUUGUUUUGAAAGGAGAGAAGGAGCGAAAGAGAGAGCGCGAGAGGUAUCGGAUUGGAAUAAAAAACACAUCUCCUGGCAUUCGCAAAAGUGACUUGACAAUAUGACUCCGAGGUCGUAGACUCCGGGAAAUCAAGGAGAGGGACGGCAGAGCGACAGAGACCGAAACCGAAACGACACAAGGCGAACAAGGAACCAACACGAAAAUGUCCGGCAAUCAACAACAGCAGCAGCAGCAACUACAACAACAGCAACAGCAACUACAACAACAACAACAGCAGAAGUCAUUAACUAACAACGCGGCAGCCACACAAAGCACAAACGGAGCAACCACUUUGGGCCAUAAUUUGAUAAAAAUAAAUAGCGUUGACAAAAUAAUAGGCAAAGCCCAGGCAGCGACGCAGGCAAUUAACAAACUACAGCAGCAGCAGCAACAGCAGCAACAACAACAGCAACAGAUCCACCAGCGACGCUCUUUGUUGCCAGCAACAGGAGGAGCAGCGGCAGCAGCAACAACAGCAGCAACAGCAACGCCGAAUCCCCACCAGCAACACUCAGCGCAGCAACAAAGCGGAACGCCAGCGGCUCAGUCGCCAGCCCAAAAACAGCAGCAGCAGCAAUCACAUCAAUUGCAGACGGUGGCCACGAUACACCAGCCGCACUCCACGCAGCAGCAGGCCCUGACUUCCCGCCUGCCCAUCCAGCAGCAGACCGCCAAGGAGUUGCCCAACCUAGCUGCCCAGCAGCCGGCGCAGCAGCGUCGCAGCUUCCACUACCAGUUGCAACACCAUCAGCAGCAGCAGCAACAGCAACAGCAACAGCAGCAGCAAUCUCUGCGCAGCCCGCAGCUAAAGGCCCCGGCCCCCGCCCACUCCAUCCCGCCGAGGUACCAGCCCCCGCCGCAGCCCACCAACGGGAUCCUCAAGCCGCACCUGCCGCUCAAGUAUCCGCCGGAUAUCCCGCAGCUAUCGAGCAUCUACAUUCCCGACUCCAUCAAGCAGCAGCAGCAGCAGCAGCAGCAACAGCAGUCGCGCUAUCUGCAACACCCGCCGGCAGCGAAGGAUAUGCUGAAGUUUGUGCGCAAGCCGGACCAGGAUCACCCAUCGCCCAAUGCCUCGGUCACGUCCAGCGGCACUGGGAUCCCCACGGCCAACGGAGGAGGAGGUCGCCUCACGGCCGAGCAGAACCGCCAGCUGCAGUCGCUGGUCAACGAGCUGCGCGCCCUGAAGGAGCAGAACCAGCGGCUGCUGGACGACAACCAGGAGCUGAGGGACCUCUGCUGCUUCCUGGACGACGACCGGCAGAAGGGUCGCAAGCUGGCCAGGGAGUGGCAGAGGUUCGGACGCUACACGGCCAGCGUGAUGCGCCAGGAGGUGGCCGCCUAUCAGAACAAACUACGUCAGCUGGAUGACAAGCAGCAGGAGCUAAUCACCGACAACCUGGAGCUGAAGGAGCUCUGCCUCUACUUGGACGAGGAGCGCGCCCAUGUGGCGGCCAACGCGCUGUGCGCCGGAUGUGGAGCCGCCACCAGGAAUGCCCUGCGAGAUGAUGGCGAUGGCUCCAGUUCCAGCACGAAUGCGGAUGAGACCAUCACCGCGCUGAGGAACUACGCGGAGCAGCGGCAGCUACCGCAGGAUCUACGUCAUGCCCACACGCUGAACGACCAGACGCUUCAGUAUGUGCGAUCCCUGGAGCGGCGCAUCCAGCAGUUGGAGGAGGAGCGGACCACGCCCACUGCCCACCUGCAGCAGCCGACGACGCCCACGCCCACGCCAACGCCCACAUCAGCCGCCGCACCAGCCAAAUCAGCUCCUUCGCCCCACCAGCAACUCCAGCAGCAGCAGCAGCAACACCAGCAGCUGCAGCAGCAACAUCAGCAGCAGCAGCAGCAGCAGCAAACGCAGCAGCAACAGAAGGACAUCGUGGCAGCUGCAGCGGCAGCGGCGGCGGCUAUCCAACUGCCGGAACCGAUCGCCGGACGCCCGGAGGCGGUGGUCCGUGCGCUCCAGGUGCUCGAGGUGCGGGAGCAGCUGGAGCGGGACCGGCUGGGCAACCUGGCCGGGAGCGCCCUCGACCAGAUGGACGACGGAGAGAAGGCGCUGGUGCGCGAGAUGUGCAACGUGGUGUGGCGCAAGCUGGAGGGCAGUCCCCACGGACCGGCCGCCCUGGAGCCGCUUUAAGCCGACGGAGAUCCAGUUGGAGAUCCACAUAAACCUAAACCGGGCUAACACACCUAGACUCUAAUGUUUAAUGCUAACUUAUGCCGUAAUAUUUAACCCUAAACAUUGUACAAAGUUCAAACCACAACCUAAGCAUAAGCAACCGCUCCGAAGGCGAAAGAAUACUCAAAAAAUACCUGGGAUGCUCCAGCAACUGAUUUGGGGCAGAGAGUACUCCUAAUGAAUUGUCAACUCAAUUUUUUUUAUUGCCAGACCCAGCUCCAAAAUCGAGCUUUAACUGGUUUAAAGCUGGAACACUUGGAUGCGAACCGAUGACUCCACAAAAUCGAAUAAUCAACGCAGCUGUUGUUUAUUUCCGAUUGGGACCAACAUUCCUGGGAUCACUCUUUUUAAUUAGUUCGUAACUCCGCCGAUCAGUUGAUGGAGUAGGCUCACAAUUAUUUUUUACUUAUUAUAAACUUUGACUGUUAUUUUUGAAUGCCAAGAAGAAAAGUACUUUCACGAAAAAUUUGCUAACUCGAAAUACAAUGCAACUCAAAUAUUUCCAUA